AUGUGUGCCGCCCCGAUGCCCUCCCUGGCGCAUAUCUUCCGAGGGACAUUCAUCCACUCCACCUGGACUAGCCCCAUGGAGGUGCUGCGGGAUCACCUCCUCGGCGUGAGCGACAGCGGCAAAAUAGUGUUUUUAGAAGAGGCAUCCCAACAAGAAAAGCUGGCCAAAGAAUGGUGCUUCAAGCCGUGUGAAGUAAGAGAACUAAGCAACCAUGAGUUCUUCAUGCCCGGGCUGGUUGAUACACACAUCCAUGCCCCUCAGUAUUCUUUUGCUGGGAGUAAUGUGGACCUGCCACUUUUGGACUGGCUGACCACGUACACAUUUCCUACAGAACUCAAAUUCCAGAACAUUGACUUUGCGGAAGAAGUAUAUACCAGAGUUGUCAGGAGAACACUGAAGAAUGGAACAACCACAGCUUGUUACUUUGGAACAAUUCACACUGACUCAUCUCUGCUCCUUGCAGAAAUUACAGAUAAAUUUGGGCAGCGGGCGCUUGUGGGCAAGGUCUGCAUGGAUAUGAAUGCUACUGUUCCAGAGUACAGGGAAACCACCGAGGAGUCAAUCAAGGAAACGGAGAGAUUUGUGUCACGGAUGCUCCAAAAGAAUUAUUCUAGAGUGAAGCCCAUAGUGACACCACGUUUUUCCCUUUCCUGCUCCGACACUUUGUUGGGUAAACUGGGAAACAUGGCGAAGACUCAUAAUUUGCAUAUUCAGAGCCAUAUAAGUGAAACUGUCUAUGAGGUUGAAGCUGUGAAGAACUUAUUUCAAGAUUAUAAAAACUACACAGAUGUGUACGAUAGGAACAAUCUUCUGACAAACAAGACAGUGAUGGCGCAUGGCUGCUACCUUUCAGCAGAAGAGCUGCAGGUGUUCAAGGAGCGGGGAGCAGCCAUCGCCCAUUGCCCCAAUUCUAACUUAUCGCUCAGCAGCGGCUUUCUCAAUGUGCUCGAAGUCUUGAAACAUGAAGUGAAAAUAGGGCUGGGUACAGAUGUGGCUGGUGGUUAUUCAGCCUCCAUGCUGGAUGCGAUCAGAAGAGCAGUGAUGGUUUCCAAUAUCCUUUUAAUUAAUAAGAUCAACGAGAAAAGCCUCACCCUCAAAGAGGUCUUCAGACUAGCUACUCUUGGAGGCAGCCAAGCCCUGGGGCUAGAUAAAGAGAUUGGAAACUUUGAAGUGGGCAAGGAAUUUGAUGCCCUCCUGAUCAACCCCAAAGCAUCUGACUCUCCCAUUGACUUAUUUUCUGGGGAUCUGGCUGGUGAUACAUCUGAAGCUGUAAUCCAGAAGUUCCUCUACCUAGGAGAUGACCGAAAUAUUGAGGAGGUUUAUGUGGGCGGAAAACAGGUGGUCCCCUUUUCAAGCUCAGUGUAAGACCCUCGGCCUCUACAAAUUCUCCUGGGAUCACGUGGUUCUACAUCUCCCUGGUGCCCAGGCCGAGUUAGAAAGUCCAAAAAUAGUAUCUUGUUCUUGGGAUGACUCUCUCUUUCUGUGUCUAGUUACAGUACUCACUUGACAAAUUGUUUGAAGGGGGUCGUGCUAAUUCCCAGCCCUCCGGCUGGGAGGAUUCAAAAUCUCUCCCUUUUGAGCUGUUUGGAUUUACUUUAAGCUCAAAUAUAGGGGAAUGUUAUUCCUGGUGGGGUUCUUAUUGUGAGAUUUAAGUCAAAUCGAUUUCAUAUUUGGAAAUGUGGAGAGAAAAUGUAUUCCUGUAAGGCUAGAUAUGUUGAGCUAAUAAAUGUGAAAAAUCAGAAAAUGGAAAAUGAACUAGUAAAUAUAUUUUUAUGAGGGAGAAAAAGUUAGACUAUGAACAUGCAUUGGAAAAUCACUUCAGAUUAUGAUUGAAAAUUAUGUACUGAGCAUAUUAAUUUCAGAGGAGAACUUGUUGAAUUUUAAAAUGUGUUUCUAGAUUGACCUUGUGUUCUGGAAAUUUGCACUUAAUGGAGUUUGCAUUUCAGAGACAUGUUAUUGUUGUGCUUUGCCUUCUUUGGGGAUGAAAUGUCAGAAAUUGCCACAUGCUUUCUUCAUAUAGUUCUGUGCUGCAGAGUGUUUGACAGAGGUUGGGUGUUAAAGAUUUAAAGUCUCUUAGGAAUAUUAUUCAUAUAACUACAGGGUACAAAUAGUGGUAUUUUUGUGUACUUUAAAAUCACCUUAAUGUAUAAAUGUGUGAUGCUAUUAUUGCUUCAUUGUUAUUAGAAAAGAAACAAAUUCCAUACUCCACUGUUGUGUAGACUGGAGUCUUCAUAAACUGGGUCACGUGCUGGGCAAUAAGGAGCUACCAAUACUAAAAGGAAGGGUUUCACAGCAAUGAUGGGGUCUCCCCAAGAGGUAUGCCAUGGUUGCCAAAUAUUUCAUCCUCAGAUCUCAGUCUGGUAGAACUUUAAAAUGAAAGACAAAUGCAGUUAAAUACAUUAUUAAAAAUCUUUAAACCCUGCUUACUGAAAGCACUGGAUUUUUCCAUUUUAUCCUGUUGCCUUUUUA
This is a messenger RNA of Enhydra lutris kenyoni (northern sea otter), 2469 nucleotides long. Its product is annotated as guanine deaminase. The transcript has 14 exons. The record is from RefSeq and is a predicted model, not a curated record. NCBI's taxonomy places the organism in Eukaryota, Metazoa, Chordata, Mammalia, Carnivora, Mustelidae. Bases 1 to 1365 code for a protein of 454 amino acids. Gene Ontology annotation, molecular function: guanine deaminase activity; zinc ion binding. Gene Ontology annotation, biological process: guanine catabolic process. Gene Ontology annotation, cellular component: cytosol.